Messenger RNA from Scylla paramamosain (green mud crab), 2543 nucleotides. RefSeq names its product protein sister of odd and bowel-like. Lineage: Eukaryota; Metazoa; Arthropoda; Malacostraca; Decapoda; Portunidae. Gene Ontology annotation, molecular function: DNA-binding transcription factor activity, RNA polymerase II-specific; RNA polymerase II transcription regulatory region sequence-specific DNA binding. The record is from RefSeq and is a predicted model, not a curated record. Gene Ontology annotation, cellular component: nucleus. The coding region runs from base 746 to 2404 and encodes 552 amino acids. Gene Ontology annotation, biological process: embryo development; regulation of transcription by RNA polymerase II. The transcript has 4 exons.
GUGAGGUGAGCAGCAGCGGUGCCAGGCUGGAGCUGCCGCUGCUCCUGACAGGGGUGCUGCGGUUCUCGUGGUGGCAGGGGCGUCACUGGUGCUACUCUUGGCAGGGACCCAAAACUGAGGCAGCUCCUGCUCCGCUCCUGCUCUUGUCGCUAGCGGGGAAACCCUCUGCUGCUGCUGCUGCUGCUGCUGCUGCUGUAUUAAUGAUUCUUUUGCUGGUGGACCUAAUGAUGGUAAUGCUAUGAUGAUCAUGAUGAUGGCUGUGGUAGUGAUUAAGUUGAUGAUGAGUGACAAUGAUGAUGAUGAUGAUAAUGAUGACGAUGGCGUUAAUGAUGAAGAUAAGAAGGAUGACGGUGGAGGUGUUGGUCGUAAUUAAGCUGAUGAUGACAUGGACAAGGAUGAUGACGAUGAUGUCGGUGACAACAGCGGUGCCAGGUGCCAGGGCGCGGGGUGCAAGCUUCUCCAUGGAUGACACGCGCAUGGGUUCCUCAGGACCAAUAUAUUAUUAGGCCAUGUCGGGAACAGCGGUGGAACGGGUGUGGGAGGCGGCGGCGGCGGGCGUGGCGGCGGCAGCUGGUGCGGGCGGCGGCGGCUGUAGUGGUCGGCAGCGGCGCGGGUCGCAGCUACCGCGGCGCGGGGCGUGGCUGCUCGGCAGCUCCGCCAAUGGGGCGCCGGUGGUGGCGGGGGCCUGUGGGCCGCCCACCGCCGCCCCAGUCACUGUCCGGCCGCCGCGGUGAUCACACCCGCCAUGACGCUCGACCCCCGGCCCCUCGUGCCCCUGUCGCCGCCGCCGCCGCCCACUUCCGCCGCCAUGACCGACCCCCGGCCGGGACCCCCGCCCGUGUCCCCACCACCCUCCAGGCCGCCGCCGCCCACCCUGCCCGUGUCGUCCCUGGCCGCUGCCUCGGCCCUCUCCAUGGUGCCGCGCUCGUCGGCCUUCACCGCUGUGUUCCCGCCGCUGAGCCGCAGCGCUUUACCGGACCUGACAGCGCUCAAUCUGGCUGCCCUGGAGUCCUACCUGGCGCUGACGGGCCUCUCCCGCCUUGCAGGGCCACGCCCCUCGAACUCAGCCGCCAGCAACAACAAGAAGUUUGACUUUUCUCGCCUCGCUGAGAGUGUCGCUGAAGGUGAGAAGCUAGUAGCGGGCAGCAGCAGCCCACCCGCGUCAUCCACCCCGGUUUCAGCGGCGGCGGCGGCGGCGGCAGUGGCCAGUCUAACCCAAGUGGCGCCGCUCGUGUCCUCCGUUAGAUCACUGCCGCUGCUAACAGAGACCUACCCACUGCUGCUCAAUCCCCUGUAUCAGUCCAUGUUGGCACAACAACAACAGCAGCAACAACAACAGCAACAACAACAACAGCAGCAACCGCCCCCUCCCCACCCAUCACUGGGGUUCCGGCGGGCGGCGGGUGGCCGCGGCCGCACACCGAGACCUAAGAAGCAGUUCAUCUGCAAGUAUUGUAACAGACACUUCACCAAGAGCUACAACCUGCUCAUCCACGAGCGCACGCACACGGACGAGCGGCCCUACACCUGCGAUAUCUGCGGCAAGGCCUUUCGUCGCCAGGACCACCUGCGUGACCACCGGUACAUCCACAGCAAGGAGAAGCCCUUCAAAUGUACGGAGUGCGGGAAAGGCUUCUGUCAGAGUCGCACCCUGGCCGUCCACCGCAUCCUGCACAUGGAAGAGUCACCACAUAAGUGUUCCACCUGCGGCAGAAGUUUUAACCAGCGCAGUAACCUGAAGACACAUCUGCUCACCCACACGGACAUCAAGCCGUACACGUGUCCUCAGUGCGACAAGGUGUUUCGACGCAACUGUGACCUCCGCCGCCACGCCCUUACCCACAAUCUCACCUCGCCCCUUGACCUCGACCUCAGCGCCCUUCCAUCCUCCUCCACCUCUUCUUCCUCCUCCAACUCCUCCCUGCUAGGACUGGACCUCGCUGCCCCAGCCGCCGCCCUCCACCACCACCGCCUCCACCACCACCACCACUACCCGCUCUCCCCGAACUCCGUCGCAGCUGGAGAAGAGGAAGAAGAGGAAAGAGAAAAAGACAUCCCCGAGCUGCAGGGAGCCCCCGGCCGCACCUACAGCAGCGAUGAGGAUGAGGCAGCCAGAGUAGGGAAGCGAUCCAAGACCGAACGCGUGACGACUCCAGCUGAGGGUCGUCCUCCUAGUGGCGUCGAUUUCGAUGAAGAUGACGAAGACGACGAAGACGAUGACUUCGGAAAGGACGACCUGCUGGUGGACGAUGAUGACGAUGACGACAGCAACCACUCCAGUCCACCCACGUUGCUCGGGAGGUUCCGCUCAGACCAGCAGAAGGAGCCGUUGAACCUCGGGGCGUCCACCUCCGCCUCCCUGGCCUCCUUCAGUAUAGCUUCCAUCAUGGGCGGGGCGGAUUAGUGCCUCGUAGGAUGCCUGCGUGAAGGAAGAAAGGAAGGAAGGAAGGAGAAAAGAAGAAUAAAGGAUGCAAAAGAGAUAAUUAUAGAAUCGAGUUGUGGAAUCAGUGAAACAGCACCAGAGAGAGAGAGAGAGAGAGAGA